Messenger RNA from Danio aesculapii, 614 nucleotides. It is a transcript of the gene cplx3a, whose product is annotated as complexin 3a. The transcript is spliced from 3 exons. The record is from RefSeq and is a predicted model, not a curated record. Gene Ontology annotation, molecular function: syntaxin binding. The coding region runs from base 143 to 610 and encodes 155 amino acids. Lineage: Eukaryota; Metazoa; Chordata; Actinopteri; Cypriniformes; Danionidae. Gene Ontology annotation, biological process: synaptic vesicle exocytosis; neurotransmitter transport; regulation of neurotransmitter secretion. Gene Ontology annotation, cellular component: terminal bouton; SNARE complex.
AAGACACAUGUACUUUUCGUUGUCACAUUUUUGUUUUCCCCUCACGUGAGACAACUAACGUUAGACAUUAAUGUGACAAGAGAGUUUUCCCCGCGACUAACGUUAGGAUUUUAUUCAAAAACAGUCUAUAUUUUGAUAAACAAUGGCUUUUAUGUUGAAACACAUGAUAGGAGGGCAGUUGAAGGAUCUUACCGGGGGUCUGGAAGAGAAACCUGAAGGAGAAAAGACCGAAGCUGCGGCGAAAGGAAUGACUCAAGAAGAGUUCGAGCAGUACCAACAACAGCUGGCGGAGGAGAAGUUGGAGAGAGAUACCAACUUUGCCCAGAAGAAGGCAGAGCGAGCCACAGUCAGGAGCCACUUCAGAGAAAAAUAUCGACUUCCAAAAAGUGAAUUGGACGAUACUCAAAUCCAGGCUGCGGCCGAUGAUGUGGAGCUGCCCACUGAAUUGGCCAAGAUGAUCGCUGAAGACAACCAGGAGGAAGAACACAAGCAGUCCGUCCUCGGCCAGAUCACCAACAUCCAGAACGUGGACAUGGACCAGCUGAAAGAGAAGGCCCAGUCCACCCUCGAGGACCUGAAACAGACUGCAGAGAAGUGUGAUGUCAUGUAGGACA